Esox lucius (northern pike) is the source of this 990-nucleotide messenger RNA. Its product is annotated as fucosyltransferase 7 (alpha (1,3) fucosyltransferase). Gene Ontology annotation, molecular function: alpha-(1->3)-fucosyltransferase activity. Gene Ontology annotation, cellular component: membrane. The annotation marks the transcript as partial. Lineage: Eukaryota; Metazoa; Chordata; Actinopteri; Esociformes; Esocidae. The record is from RefSeq and is a predicted model, not a curated record. The transcript has a single exon.
UUGGUGGGAGAGCUGAAUGAGGGCAGGCAGGGUCUGUCCACUGACGGACAUGUUAGGGGCCGCAACAUAACCAUCCUCCUGUGGCACUGGCCCUUCGGGCGCCCCCAAAGCCUGAAGGGCGACGUGUGCUGGGACAACCACCGAAUCUCAGGCUGCCACCUGGUUGACCAACGCUCCCUCUACUCCAGUGCUGACCUAGUGGUCUUCCACCACAGGGAGCUCAUGACAGGCAAGGAAAAACUACCCAUUAACCUUCCCCGGCUAGGGGAGCAGAAGUGGGUCUGGCUCUCCCUGGAGUCGCCCGACAACAGUGGACACCUGAAGCCCUUCAGUAACGUGUUCAACUGGACAAUGUCCUACCGCCGUGAUGCUGAUAUUACUGUGCCUUAUGGGAAGCUGCUACCACAGGAAGGGGAAGGCUGUGCUGAAAAUAGCACAAAGGAAGUAGUUACAGAAGAAAAGUCCCUUCUGGCCUGCUGGGUGGUCAGUCACUAUAACCCAAAGCACAAGAGGAGCUUGGUUUUCCAAAGCCUGAAGAAGAGCAUUCCAGUAGAGGUGUACGGGCGCUGGAGGAGGAGGGGCCUGGCCCCCAGCAACCUGCUGCCAACCAUCUCACGCUGUUACUUUUACCUGGCCUUCGAGAACUCCAUAUCCAAGGAUUACAUCACAGAGAAGCUCUGGCGGAAUGCUUACCAGGCAGGGGCGGUGCCUGUCGUUCUUGGUCCACCUCCAGAAGAUUAUAAGGCCGUGGCCCCACCCAACUCCUUCAUUCACGUCGAAGACUUUACAUCCACUGAGGAGCUGGGAAACUUUCUCCACCAGCUGCAACUGGACAAGGAGAGAUACGCCAGAUACUUCGCAUGGCGGCAUAACUACAAAGUUAAACUAUACACAGACUGGAGGGAGAGGCUGUGUAGCAUUUGUCCCCAUUAUCACAGCCUACCCGCCCAGAAGAUGUACCCAGACCUGGAAGCCUGGGUCAGAAGCUGA